Ctenopharyngodon idella (grass carp) is the source of this 4461-nucleotide messenger RNA. RefSeq names its product GTPase IMAP family member 9-like. Bases 40 to 2523 code for a protein of 827 amino acids. Gene Ontology annotation, molecular function: GTP binding. The record is from RefSeq and is a predicted model, not a curated record. NCBI's taxonomy places the organism in Eukaryota, Metazoa, Chordata, Actinopteri, Cypriniformes, Xenocyprididae. The transcript is spliced from 5 exons.
UUGUUUUCGGUUUAUAGAUGUCAUGGUGUUGAGCACAAAAUGGCGGGUACAGCAGGCAGAAGCAGUCCAGAAUGGGUUCGUCCCAACAUGUCAGAAAAACCACUGCAAGGAAUUUCUGUCUCCAGUCCCUCAUUCAGACGGAUUGUGCUUCUGGGUAAAAUUGGUGCUGGGAAAAGUGCAUCUGGAAACACAAUACUGGGACAGAAAAAGUUCAGAUCUGAGAUGAGUAUGAGUUCAGUAACCCGUGAAUGUUCAGAAGCUCACGCCACUGUUUCAGGCAGAUCUGUGUCUGUAGUUGAUACUCCUGGAUUCUUUGACACACAGAUGAACCCUGAAGAGUUAGCUGAAGAGGUAGAGAGAUGCGUUUAUUUAUCCAGUCCUGGACCUCAUGCUUUUCUCAUUGUGUUUCCUGUGAUUAUGAGAUUCACUGAGAUGGAGAAGCAGAUUCCUCAGAUGACUGAGAUGAUCUUUGGUGAGGGAGUGUUAAAAUAUUCCAUCAUUCUCUUCUCUUAUGGAGAUUGGAUAGAUGAGCCCAUAGAGGAACUCAUUAAGGAGAACAGUAGAUUAAGAGAUCUAGUUGAUCAGUGUGGAGGCAGAUUUCACAUCUUCAACAAUAAAGAUCAGAAUAACAGAGAUCAGGUGAAUGAUCUACUGCAGAAGAUUGACACAAUGAUAGAGAAGAAUGGAGGACACUACAGUAAUCAGAUGUUUGAAGAUGCUCUGAGAUUCAGACAAGAAGAAGAAGAGAUUAGACGGAGUGUAGAAGAGAAGAGAAAAAAACAAGAAAAAGGUUGUGAAAUAAAAAUGGAGGAAACAAUCUUAAUGCCGAAAGUGUGCUUGCAUUUGGUCUUGCUGGGAAGAACUGGAGCUGGGAAAAGUUCAACAGGAAACACAAUACUGGGACGCCAAGCCUUUAUUAUAACGGAAACCUACAAAUCUGUCACUCGAGAUGUUGCUGCUGAAGUCGGUGAUAUUUGUGGAUUCGCAGUCACUGUUUAUGACACACCAGGAUUUUCUGGUACAGAGAGUAAGGAACAGCUUGAGAAAUAUCAGGAGGUUCUGCAGAAAUGUGGAUCAGGCCUGUGUGCUUUUCUCCUGAUUCUUCAGUCAGACAUAUUCACUCAAGAAGAUCAGAAAAUUGUGGAGAAGAUUGAGGAACUGUUGAUAGAAAAAUACCUUAAUAAAACCUGGAUUCUUUUCACCAGAGGCGAUCAACUGGAGAAAGAAAAUAAGAAGAUAAACAAAGUCAUUAAUGAGACUGAAAGCUUGAAGAAACUUACUCAGAAAUAUGAGGGCAGAUGGCACAUGUUCAACAACAAGACAAAAGGACAGAGCGACCAGGUGAAAUCUCUGAUAGCGAAAGUUUUCCAGAACAACUUCAAGAACUUUUCCAAAAAACCUUGGCAAAGUAUUCCCAUCAACAUCCACGACAUCUCUGCUGACAGUCUUUCAUUCAUAAGGAUUGUUCUUCUGGGUAAAAGAGGUACUGGGAAGAGUGCAGCUGGAAACACAAUACUGGGACAGAAAGUGUUUGAAUCUUCAGUUUGCUCAAAUACAGUAACCCGUGAAUGCUCAGAGAGACACGCCACUGUUUCAGGCAGAUCUGUGUCUGUAGUUGAUACUCCUGGAUUCUUUGACACGCAGAUGAACCCUGAAGAGUUAAUGAUGGAGAUUGCCAAAAGUGCUUAUUUGUCCAGUCCUGGACCUCAUGCUUUUUUCAUUGUGUUCAAUGUUAAUAUGAGGAUCACUGAGCAGGAAGAAAAAAUUCCUCAUAUGAUUGAGAUAUUGUUUGGUCAGGAGGUGUUAAAAUACUCCAUCAUUCUCUUCACUCAUGGAGAUCAGCUGAAAGGAGAAUCCAUGGGUCAAGUCUUUGAGAAAAACGGUGCAUUAAGACGUCUAGUUGAUCAGUGUGGAGGCAGAUUUCAUGUCUUCAACAAUAAAGAUCAGAAUAACAGAGAGCAGGUGAAUGAUCUACAGCAGAAGACUGACACAAUGAUAGAGCAGAAUGGAGGAGGACACUACAGUAAUCAGAUGUUUGAAGAUGCUUGGAGAUUCAGACAAGAGGAAAGAGAGGGGAGACAGAGAGAGGAAAAGGAGAGACAGAAAGAGGAUGAGAGGAGACGGAGAGAGGAUGAGAGGAGACAGGAAGAGAUGAAACGGAGAGAAGAAAUCAAGAGGACACAGAAAGAGGAAAGAGAGAGGACACUGAGAGAGGAAGAGCAGAGACAGAGGGAGUAUGAGAGGAGACAGAGAGAAGAGAAGAGAAAAGCACAAGGGAUAUUUAGUAAAGUUCUUAUCUUUGGUGCUGCUUGUGCUGGAGCUGUUGUUGCUGCACCUGUUGGUGCUGUUCUUGCUGGAGCUGCUGGUGUUACGGCUGCUGUUGGAGCUGUUGCUGGAGCUGUUGGUGUUACGGCUGCUGUUAGAGCUGUUGCUGGAGCUGCUGGCACACAGAGGAGACAGGAAGAGGAAGAGGAGCAAAGACAACAGGAGAAAAAUGAAGAAGAGCAGAACUUGAGAACGUAAAAAUGAGACCAUAAUGUCUGUCAGAUGGAUUGAAGUCUGCCAGAAUGAAAAUGGAAAACCGGAGGCAAGAAGGAACACCCAAGGCAAACGAACUGGUAGUCCCACAAGUCUUUAUAGAAGGUUCGCACAAUAACAACACUCUUCACAUACGUGUAAAAGAGCGAGUAUAAAACAGGAAAAGAAAGCACUCUGAUAAACACUACCAAUCAAAGUGAAAAAGAAACAUUAGUACACUAACAGCAGUCAGCAGUAGAGCAUCCGUCUCUCUUCACUCAAGCAUUCUCUCUAUCUGUGCGUGCACGUGCAAACAAUAACGUACGCCAUAGAAGAAGUCAUUUUAAGCCUUGUUUCCACCACUUUCCCCAGGAACUAGGGACUUUGGAGUGAUACUCUGUGUGUUUCGACCGCAGAAACCAGUGUCUAAAUGAAUUUCCACAUAAAAAAUUCACCCUUAGAAAGUCCCUGCUCAUGAGGUAGUACUUUUCCCACGUUCAGGAACUUUCGGGGGUGGGACUUGGGUGCUGAACAUGCUGAUUGGUUGAGUUCACGCAGCAUUUCAUUUCAACAACCAUUUUUAAAAGUUUGUUGUGGUGCGUGCAGUAAGAGUCAUUUGCUAUUCGAAUCAACAAUGAAGUUUUAAAAAACAUGACUGACAGACUGAAGAUGAGGUUCAGGCUUUAUUAAGGUUAUAUGCGGAGGGCGAAAUCCAGCCGGAACUGAAAAGUUUUGUGCAGUCCUACACCCCCGGACUUAAUCUUCAUGUACUUUAGACCGCGAUGGAAACGCAGACAGCAACAAGUCUACUGUUCAUGUCAUGAACAGUGUUUAACAUUAGGUGGUCGUUACAAGGCAUAGUUAUAAAAAAGUUAAAAAAUGAAAUAGAGAAGAAUAAAAGAGAGGGAGAGAGAAAGAGAGAAAACAGAUGGAAGAAGGAAGGACCAUGCAGAGUAACAAAGCUUUUACCAACAUUGACAACAGCUGAUAACGUCAGCCUGAGAGAAACACAUCUUCGUUUAACAUGGUGUUUGCUGGGAUUAUCAUCAUUAUUGUAGUGAUUUCACUUUUGCUCAUCUCAGGACACUAAUUAAUGUAGUGAUUGUUACUUGGGUCACCGCUGAUGUCAAUUAAGGUGUGGUUAUGAGUACAUCUGAUGACCACUUCCCCCCUUCUCCUAGUUAAGGGCACAAUAUACAACAAUGCCAAGGUCUUUGGAAAAAGGUUUGGUUCAGUGAUAUUUAUGUUCCACGUGGUUGAGUCCGAUGACAGUGACAUCUUCCACUGGUUGUGCUGGGUGACAAUACAGUGGGAAAAGGAGCUGGAAUCUGUUUCAACAGCCUUGAACACGAAGCUCUGUGAUCUGUACUUUGUUGGGUUGUACUGCAUUGCUGUUUUCUUUCACUUUUGUAUUGUUUGGCUACACACACUGUUUGCAGUUAAAUAAAACAGACUGCCCUGUUCCAGCUGCUACUACUAUGAUGAUAUGAAAUUAAAUAGUAUAGAUGAAAUUAUUGUGAUGUCAAUUAACAUAAAAUAUAAAAUAAUUAUUAAAUUUCAUCAAGUAAAUGUUGACUAAUUCUGAGUAAGUAACACCAUUUUACUUAAACAAGAAAAAAUAAAGGGAAAACUUUAUGGACUUGUCGACUUUGUUUGCAGUGGAAAUGGCCCUGAGAAGCACACAAGGCAAUCGAGAUCAAAAAUCUUCUGUCAGAAAUGAGCUUGAGCACAGUGUCACAACUGUACUUUACUUUCACUUUCACUUUUGAAUCAUGUGACGCUGUUUCUCACCGGAAGGGGCCGCUGUUACUGAUUCAAAAUGAUUACAAUGAUUAUUGCCAUAUAAAUGAAUAAACAGUUUUACAUGACAAUUAAAAAAUGUAUUUCAUUUUUUUUUUUUUUUUUUUUCAAAUUUAUUUUUUUUAAUAGACACCUAAACCUUAA